GCUUUGAAUUUUCUAAGGCAGGUACGGGAUAACUUUGCGAUACCUAAGGUACCUAGGUAGUCUUAGGUAAUUUGUAAGGCUUUUCCACUUGCCUAAACCCCCAAAGAUUCAUUCUUUCUGCCGAAUAAUCAACGCCGUACAAUUUUCUAUCUAUAUCAAGAUUGUAGUGCAGUCCAAUAUGACAGAAUCUGACAGCGAGGUUAGGCGUCAGUGGUCGCCCACUCGAGAAGAAUAUGCUCAGCUAUGGAAAGACUCCCGCUUAUCCAUUCCGCCUUUGAUUCGCAUUCCAGCUGCGGCGUCGACAGCAUUUGGUGUAGGCAUGACUUUGGGUCUCGCCCAAGGUAGUAAGAUGGCCGGCUUACGGUUUAGAGCCGAACAUGCUCACAAACUACCUACAACUACAACCGGGUGGUACCUAUAUCACAAAAGCAAGAACUACCAUCUGGCAUAUGGUGGACUGAAGGAAGGAUUUAAGGUCGGUGCGAGGCUCAGUGUUCUGAGUACCUCCAUGUUCUGCGCCGAGAAUCUGUUUGAUGUAUACCGAGGCACCAAGGAUCUUUUCAGUACCGUGAUGGCCAGCCUAGCUGUGGCUGGUGGCUUCAGUUUUUGGAGUAUGGGGUUUUCUUCUAUUUAAUAACCUUUGAUCCGGUCGCUUUGAUUUAUCCUGAUCUAAUUAUUUAUCUCAAUGUAGAUCGCUUUUCAGCUGCGGAAACUGCGAGGACUGCU
This is a messenger RNA of Daldinia decipiens, 726 nucleotides long. RefSeq lists its product as uncharacterized. The record is from RefSeq and is a predicted model, not a curated record. The coding region runs from base 179 to 634 and encodes 151 amino acids. Lineage: Eukaryota; Fungi; Ascomycota; Sordariomycetes; Xylariales; Hypoxylaceae. The transcript has a single exon.